UAUUAAAAUUAUAAUAAAUUGAUAGUUAAACUCUCACAUUUUAUUUCAAAAAUAAUGAGUUCAAUUUCUGGUAACUACACAUUGUUACUAUUCGCCAUUAUUUUUUUUUUUUUUUUGUAUAGAUGAUUACUUUUUUUUGUGGCUAAAGUAUGCGGGAAGAACUUUAAGAAAUAACAUGAGUAUUUAAGAUGAAAUGAUUUCACCUAAAUUUUAUUCACAAAAUUAGUUAUAAUUAAUGUAAGAGCUUUCAACCACCAAGCUAAAGUGACAAAAGAGCCAUCAAAAUUUGUGAUUUUUUUUUUUAAAAACUCACUCUACUUUGACAACCAAAACACAUCCUGUCAGAAACUUUUCUCUUGUUUCUUGGUUCUGUAGUUAGCUGAAUUUCUCCGCUUUUUUGGUUCAAUAUAUUUGCCCAUGUACAGCAUAAAUGUGCUUUUUCUUUCUCUCAAAAAUUGAGAGCUUAUCUCACUAGAACGUGAGGCCACUUGGUUCGAGUAUGUUCUUAUCCUUCUUCACAGGUUUCUUCACCGACUUACAAAACAUCAAUCUCCAGCUAACAAACUCACUGGUCAAGGACACCUGGCCACCGCAUGUACACCGUUUGUCGUCCCUUCUUCAUCCGAUCAAAUCAGACAUUGUAAUUCUUGAAUCAGAUGAUAUUGCAAUGGCAAUCUCAUUGGAGGUUUCUAGACAAUCACUAAGACAUCUUGUCAUCGGAGUUUCAUCUGCAAGCAUCUUUUCAAUGAGAAGUUUGUCACUGAUGAGGGGAGAUGACUUAUCACAAGUUAUCUCAGAAAGUGCUCCGAGUUUUUGUUCAGUCUAUGUCGUUGGUGACGGAAAACUUCAGCAACUACGUCCUGCAGAUUCAGAGCAGAAUGUCAUAAGCAUGGAAGACACAAGUAAUUUGUCAAGCACGUCGACAGAUAGUUCUUCUAGCUCUUCUUCACUUACUAUAGGUCGUCUAUUGAAAAACAAACCUUCAUCACCAAGAUACGGAAGUGCAACUGCAGCUUCAGACUCCUCGACGUCCACUUCCCACCCAAAACAGCCUGACACUCUCCCAAGAAAUGCUGCUGGAACUAAGACAUUAGCAAGGGAGACAUUGGAACUCAAGCAUUAUACCUUUAAGGAUACAAACAUAAAAUUUGGCAAUUCCAGUACUCUGAGUCAAAGCUCUAGCAGCGGAGACUCUGGAUCUUGGGUUUCUGAUCGAACAUCCCCUGGAGGUUCAUUAAUAGGUACCCAAUCUGACGGUCCAUCACCUGUGGGAACUCCACCACCGAGAUCUUUCCUGAGCAAUCUGCAUACUGGAGCUGCUUUUACUGGGACCCACACAGCAGUUUCUUUUAUGAACACUCCUCCUGCAGUCUCUCCUGUAGGAACUCCGCCCACAAGUUCUUAUUUGAGCACUCCUCCUUCAGGCUCUCGCGCAGGAACUCCACCUGGAGGUUCUUAUGCGGGCACUCAUGCAGGAACUCCACCAGGAGGUUCUUAUGCGGGCACCCCUAUAGGAACUCCGCCAGGAGGUUCUUAUGUGGGCACUCCUAUAGGAACUCCACCAGGAGGUUCUUUUGUUGGCACUCCACCUUCGGUUUCUUUUCUAGGUAUUCCAUCAGGUUCUGAAAGAGGAACAUCAAAAAAUCAGAUAUCUGAACUUGAAAAGCUAAGGAUUGAACUUAGGCAUAUCGAAAAAAUGUAUGAACUGACUCAGAAUAGUUCUAUUGAUGAAAGGUUCCUCUUUCCCCUUGAUCAGCUCAAUGAAAUAAGCAAAGAACGACUAGAGGAAGCAUUGAAACUAAAGGAGGGAAAGGGUAAAGAUAUAACAAGUACAGAGAAGAACAAACUCAAGAAUAAAGCUAACAAUAAGGAUGCUCAAGAGGUUGAAGAGAGUAAGAACAAGCUUAAAGAGCUGUUUGCAAGUCCAGCUGUUCAAUAUCAGAAGUUCACAUGGGAGGAGAUCAUGGAAGCCACCUCAUCUUUGUCAGAUGAGUUUAAAAUAGGGAUGGGCGCAUUCGGGACUGUCUAUAAGUGCAAAUUGCACCACACCACUGUGGCGAUAAAGGUCCUACAUUGCAAAGACAGUGUCACAAACAAGCAAUUUGUUCAAGAGCUAGAAAUCUUAAGCACGAUUCGUCAUCCGCACUUGCUGCUGCUACUUGGUGCUGUCCCAGAAGAGAGCUGCCUUGUAUAUGAGUACAUGGACGAGGGUAGUCUAGAUGAUAGGUUGUUUCGUAAGACAAACAAGCCUGCUCUACCAUGGUAUGACAGGUUCAGAAUCUGCAGUGAGGUGGCAGGUGCUCUUGCCUUUCUCCACAGCACAAAGCCAAGACCUAUUAUUCACCGGGACCUUAAACCAGCGAACAUUUUGCUUGACCACCACUUAGUUAGCAAGAUUGGUGAUGCUGGUCUUGGUACAAUGAUCAAUGUAGAACCUAACAAUCAGUCCCUGAAAACAAUAUACAAGGAAACUAGCCCAGUUGGAACCCUUUGCUACAUUGAUCCCGAGUAUCAAAGGACCGGAAGAGUUUCAACUAAGUCAGAUAUAUAUGCCUUAGGAGUGGUGAUCUUACAGUUGUUGACAGCAAAACCAGCAGUUGGGAUAGCCUAUAUGAUCGAGGAUGCUAUAGAUGAAGGUACUUUGACAGAAAUCUUGGAUCCAGAAGCCGGCGAAUGGCCAGAGAAGGAAACACUUGAGUUGGCUAUGUUAGGACUGCAAUGUUCUGAGCUUAGGGGUAGAGAUAGGCCUGAUCUGAAAGAGAGAGUUCUUCCUGCUCUAGAGAGAUUCAAAGAAGUGGCUGACAGGGCCCGGGAAUCAGCCUCAAACGCCCUAACAGCAACACCGACACACUUUAUGUGCCCCAUUCUCAAGGAUUUCAUGGAGGACCCAUAUGUGGCAGCUGAUGGGUACACAUACGACCGAAAGGCGAUAGAGCAGUGGCUCACAGAAAACGACACGUCGCCUACUACAAACCAACCACUUCCUCACAAGUUUAUAAUGCCAAACACCUCCCUGCUUGAGGCUAUUACCCAAUGGAAGUCCAAAAAAUCGCCAAAUUGAUGCAGUUAGGGUGGAAACUAGCACUUCACUGCCUUAUCAUCUCUAGACUACUACUGGGACUUGGCUUUGAUUUGUGGAGGGAGUUGUUAUGCAUGAACCUUUAGCGACUACUAUGUAGGAUCUUCAACAGGGUCUAGAACCGGGAAAGAUUGAUUAGAUAUGCAUUAGACUGUUAUAUUAGGCUAUGUAAUGGGAAAAUGUAUCAGAUCAAUCAAAUGUACCCUCUUUUUGGAUUAGCAUGGAUGAUAUUAUGUACAUUAAUUUGAAUGGAAUCUGUGUAAUUUUGGAUGGGU
Molecule: messenger RNA, 3354 nt
Organism: Beta vulgaris subsp. vulgaris (sugar beet)
Lineage: Eukaryota; Viridiplantae; Streptophyta; Magnoliopsida; Caryophyllales; Amaranthaceae
Product: U-box domain-containing protein 35
Exons: 9
Coding region: 500-3061 (853 amino acids)
Biological process (GO): protein ubiquitination; protein phosphorylation
Molecular function (GO): ubiquitin-protein transferase activity; protein kinase activity; ATP binding
Source: RefSeq, a predicted model, not a curated record